Molecule: messenger RNA, 603 nt
Organism: Peniophora sp. CBMAI 1063
Lineage: Eukaryota; Fungi; Basidiomycota; Agaricomycetes; Russulales; Peniophoraceae
Source: the annotation of a GenBank genome assembly
AUGCAAGAAUUGAACGCGCCAUCAUUCUCUCGCGUGGCCCGCCGCGCCCGCUCUCCUCCAUCCGCGCUCGUCGAGCUCCACGACGUCAAGACCGCCUCGGGCCGCAAUUUCCGCUUCUUCCCUUCGCCCACCAUGUCUCUCGUUGUCCCCGAGGCGCACCAGCAGUUCCAGCACAUUCUGCGUCUGCUCAACACCAAUGUCGACGGAAAGCGCAAGGUCAUGUACGCGCUGACGGAGAUCAAGGGUGUCGGCAGGCGGUACGCCAACAUUGUCUGCAAAAAGGCCGAUGUCGACCUCGCCAAGCGCGCCGGCGAGCUCAACUCUGACGAGCUCGAGCGGAUCGUGACGAUCAUGCAAAACCCGACGCAGUUCAAGAUCCCGACCUGGUUCUUGAACAGGCAAAGGGACAUUGUCGACGGCAAGAGCGGCCAGAUCUUGUCCAACGGCAUCGACUCGAAGCUCCGCGACGACCUCGAGCGCCUCAAGAAGAUCCGCGCGCACCGUGGUCUCCGCCACUACUGGGGCCUCCGUGUCCGCGGUCAGCACACCAAGACCACCGGUCGUCGCGGGAAGACCGUCGGUGUGUCGAAGAAGCGCGGUUAA